CCGUGUCUCCCCGGUUUGUGGCCGGAGAGCCGCAGCAGGCCGCUACAGACGGAGGCGGAUCAGAGCUCCUGAAUCCGCGGAGCGCGGAUCUGCUGCCCAAAGCGCGCAUUAUGCAGGCGGACUGGCCGGGAUGGACACAGCGCUAAUGCUGGGGAGAGGAACCGGCCUCUUCUUCAUCAUCCUCUUCUCCGCCAGAGGAUCACGGGCGCAGAAAGGUGAUGGCUGUGGGCACACUGUGCUUGGGACAGGCAGUGGCAGUAUAGCAUCUCUGGGCUAUCCUUUGUCUUACCCGACACACUCAGUUUGCGAGUGGGAGAUCAGUGUGAGUGCGGGAGACACGCUCGUCCUGCGCGUGGCCGACCUCGAUAUCCACACACAAAACUGCCAGGUGUCCUACUUGCGGCUGUUCAACGGCAUCGGAGCAGGCAGGACAGAAAUCGUUAAGCUGUGUCAUGGAGAUGUGAGAGGGCCGAGGGUGGUAGAGUCAGCUGGCCAUCAGGUCACGGUGCAGUUCAUGAGUGGACCUCACAGCCAUGGCCGGGGAUUCUUCCUCUCUUAUGUCAGCAGCAAACACCAAGAUCUGAUCACCUGUUUGGAGAAAGGAAAUGACUUCACUGAAGCUGAAUUCAGUAAGUUUUGUCCUGCGGGGUGUCUGACUGAUUUUGGUGUGGUGUCUGGAACCAUCCCCCAUGGCUACAGAGACUCCUCACCCCUUUGUCUGGCUGGCAUCCAUGCUGGUGUGGUGUCAAACACGCUGGGGGGCGCGGUCAGUGUGGUCAGCAGCAAAGGCAUCCCACACUAUGACAGCACACUGGCCAACAAUGUCACCUCUGUAGCGGGGAACCUCUCCCCCAGUCUCUUCACCUUUAAAACCAGCGGCUGUUAUGGCACUCUGGGUCUGGAGUCGGGUGUGGUCAGUGACUCUCAGAUCUCCGCCUCCUCUGUGUGGGAGUGGGGUCGUCAUGGCGACAAGCCAUCUGUUUGGGCACCCUCGGGGUCUCGGCUGAAAAGGGUGGGGCUUCCAUGGGCAGCUGCGAAUAGUGACUCAAAACAGUGGGUACAGGUGGAUCUGAAGAGAGACAAAAAAGUAACAGGAAUAAUCACCACUGGCUCCACCCUACCUGAGUACCAGUUUUAUGUUUCUACUUAUCAUGUGCACUACAGCAGUAAUGGACAGGACUGGACAGCCUAUCAGGAAGCAGGCUCAAAUCAAGAGAAGGUUUUCCAAGGAAACACCAACUACCUUCAGGAAGUGCGGAAUAACUUCAUUCCUCCAAUUAUAGCCCGGUUUAUUAGAAUAUGCCCCUCCCAGUGGCACCAGCGGAUUGCCCUCAAAAUGGAGCUGCUUGGCUGUCAGUUACAUACAGCGAGGCCACGAAUAUUCUACCCUGCAGCUCCUCCUCCACAAAGAAGCACUAUACCUCCAUUACAGGGCCGGACAACACACACACCCAGUGUUCGAAACACCACCAUGCCCCAGCACCCUCAUAAUGAGGUGGCACUCGUGGCAGUAUUGGUUCCUGUGCUGGUGGUGAUUCUCACUGCUCCAGUGCUAGUCAUAGUGUGUGCAUGGCUGUGGAAGAGUAGGAAAAGCCCUGAAGUGACCUAUGACCUUCCACACUGGGAUCGCACAGUAUGGUGGAAGAGCAUGAAGCAGCUAUUGCCCUCUAAAUUGGAUGGGGAAGAGUGUGUUCGCUACAGCUCCACUGCCCGAGCGGACCACCAGAGACCACAGAUGGAGCCUGCAGAAUACGCUCAGCCACUGGUAAGUGGUACCAUGACCUCUCUGGGCCAGAGAUCGACGUUUAAGCCGGAGGAAGGAGCUGACCCUGAGUAUGAUGCACCUUUGACCCCUGAACAAUACCAUGCCUAUGCUGAACCCCUGCCUGCCUCCAGAGCAGAGUAUGCCAUUCCCAUCACGAUUGACAGAGUCAAUCAUGUAUCAGGAGCCACUCUGGCCUUCCGGGGACCAAGUUUGCUGGCUCAAACAGACAGCAGCCAAUCAGGAAUGUCCAUGUAUGACACGCCCAAAAGCACAUCUGACCAAUCUGCACCAGCAGAAGGGCAGUUAUACCAGGUGCCUCAGAAUUCCCACAAUACACCAUGCAAAGAAAUAGACUGACCAGUCACAGCAUGGUAGCCAAGUCUGGGCUGAACUUUGACCCGAAGGAAAACAAUCUUCCUCACAGAAAAUGCAGACAAGUGUGUGCAUGUGAGUGCAUGGUUGUGUUUGUGUAAAUGUCAAAUGUUCCUGUCUUUUAAAUAGCGUGCCAUACCAGUCCUAUCACUGAAAUAACACACAAGAAUGUCUAAGAGAGAGAGGAUGACAAAGUUAGACAGGGAGACCGUUACACUACUGUUUUAGGGUGCCUCUAUAUGUAAGUCUGUGUCUAAUUGUGUGUGUGUGUGUGUGUGUGUGUAUGUUUGCAUGCGUGCACAAGUGUGUUAUAUACACCAACCGGCCACUUUUAAGUUACACAUACCUUGUAUCUAUACUCAUUGUUCGUUUUAUCAGCUCCAUUUAACAUACAUGUGUCUGUCUGUGUGUGUUGUGGCAUGUGCAGAGAAACAGACUAUAGUGGGUAAUUGUAGAACCUCAAAGUGCACCAAUAUGGUAAGUGAACAAUGAGUGUAGAUACAAGGAGGUAUACAUAAUGAAGUGGCUGGUCGGUGUGUAUGUGUGUGUGUGUGUGUGUGUGUGUGUGUACAGAACUGUGCAAAAAGCAGAGACUCCCCUUUGUCAGCAUCAGUAAAUAAGCAGAAAACAGAAAACUACACAGAAGGUUCACUAUUUACAUUUAGUUUAUUUUUUCUGGGCUCUGUGGUUUCGUUCCAUGAUUCUGAGAACACUAGCAGCUUCUCUGUCUGAUUGUCUUCUUUUUUGUGUAUUUCUUUUUCCCAGUAACAGCUUCUUGACAGCUGCACAUCUUUUCAGACGCAUAGUGUGUUCUCAUAGUAGAAGGAAAGUAGAUUAUUUUGUAUCUGAUCUCCUCAGAAAUAUUUCUUGAAAAAUGAAAAACAUGACUGGAAAUGAAAUAAACAAAGGGUGGUAUUCGGCUUUUGCACAGUACUGUAUGUGACUGUUCUCUGGCCAUAAACUGUGAGUCCCUAAACAUUUUCUUCAUAGCUGAGAGGAGUCGGUCCCUUAGUCUUACUCACAAAAUCCUUUCUGGUGAGAGGCAGUGGACAAAAACAAGCACCUGUAUGUCCAUUGGGUACUUCACACUGUUCUUUUCAGACUUAUCUGGUGAACUGAUUACUGUACUUCGUUUUUUCUAUCACUUCCUUUGCCUCCACAAGUUUUGUCCAAAAUCAUCCCUUCCGUUUCCUCUAUCUGACAGUGCCAAUUUAAGAAAGUAUUUUUAAGAAAGUAGAUUUUUUAAUAGGUUGCCUGUCCACUGCUAAUUAUCUACACAAGUUGGCUUCUAGUGUAAAGGCUCAGUAACGACAGACAUAAGGUGUGUAUAUAUAUUGCUGAAAAAUGAUACAAAUCCCUCUUCAUCAGCUUCAGCGCUUUAGCUCUUUUGAGAAAGUUUUUUUCAUCCUCAUCCAUGCAAAAGUAUGUUUAUUAAUCCUGCUUUCACACCCAUCUCACAGAAUGAAAAAAAAAAACCUGUCACUGUUCUCAAAGCCAAUAGUGCUUUGUAUUUAUUUGAGUUUGUUUUUUUUUAUUUCCUGCUGAGAUAUGACAGCAAUGUAGAGUGCCCAAACCACUAACAGCCCAAAGCUAAGCUGUCCAGCGCUCAUGGAUGCACUGUUGUCAUAGAUACACUGUUGCCGUGCAAUGCCUUUCCAAAUGUGACACUUUCGUGAUGACUUUAAAUAAUACGAAAUGAAGUUGCCAAUGUGCUUGCCAGACAGGAUUCACAGAGGACUUUGACUGAAUACAUUUUACUGUGCUUUAGUCUCCAAUGCCAAAUAAUGGUGAACGGGUCCAAUGUAAUCAGCCAGCCAGCAAUGUAAUGUUCUCAUGUUAGACCAAAUGUUGCCUUUAGGCAAGGUUACAUUCUGACCAAUAUGUGUGAUUUUCUUUAAACCUUUAAUAGUUGAUUGAACACUAAUGCUACAAUCAUAUCUCCACUUGAAAUGGUAAGCCUGCAGUUAAAUUAGAGAUGAAAAGUGUGUUUUAUGGUACUAAGAUUGAAUGUUCAGUUUAGAAUAUUAACAAGCAGAAUCUCUGCUUUUCACUGAUCUUGUGACACAGCAGUGGAGGUCAUGAACACAUAGUCCGCCUUGAUGUUUCACAGUGUUCUAAUGUCCACAAGGGCUGAUAGUUUGAAUGUGGGUGUCCAAACUGUGUAUCCAUGUCUUUGUCGGUGUAUGUUUCUGUGCACUGUAUUCAUGAAUGUUUCUGUGUGUGUGUGUGUGUGUGUGUGUGUGUGUGUGUGUGCGCGUGUGUGUGUAUUUGUAUGCAUCAUGUGUAUGUGUGUCUGCUAUUCACUGUAAAUGGUUUUCUGAAUUAUGGAUGGUACUGUAGAAUGACUGUAUAGAAAAAAAUGAAUUUAAAAUGGCAAAUUAAAGUUUUAAUAAAAAAUAUAAUUUA
Colossoma macropomum (tambaqui) is the source of this 4543-nucleotide messenger RNA. RefSeq names its product discoidin, CUB and LCCL domain containing 2 (gene dcbld2). The coding region runs from base 131 to 2122 and encodes 663 amino acids. Lineage: Eukaryota; Metazoa; Chordata; Actinopteri; Characiformes; Serrasalmidae. The transcript is spliced from 15 exons. The record is from RefSeq and is a predicted model, not a curated record.